AUGACAAACCCUCCGGUUUUCAAGAUUCUACUCCAGGAAUCUAAUUUAACACAAGCCCCUCUCUCUCUCUCGUUAUCCAUUUUCUUCCAUGGACGACCUCCCUUCUCCUAUUGUAGUAGAAAUCCUAACACGACUUAACGAUUCGACCGACCUUGCUCGCUGCAAACUCGUUUCCAAGACAAUAAACACUCUCUCUGAACAAGUCCAAUCCAUCAACCUCCAUUGCUCCUUCGGCCGAUACACCAAGUCUCGCGAUCCCCAAACGCGAUCUUCUAUAACACCCUUCAAGACCAUCUUCAAGAACCUCCUACUCAAUUCAAGAAACGUUGUUUCUGUCUCGUUCGGGGUCGACACGACGCUUCGAUCGGUGUCGUACGAUGACGUGGAGGACGAGGACGAUGAUUUGCAUAUGACGGAUAUGAAUUUUGUGAUGGAGUGGUUGCCGAGGGUUUGUGGAAAUUUGCGGUCGAUUUUGAUCUCUGAUUUUUGGAUUCAGUCCUGUUGGAGACGGACCCACGUUUUGGGUUUGCUUUCAUCAUACUGUCACAGUCUUACUGAGCUAGCAGUUAAAAGUGCUUGGUUGUCAGUGGAUGGUUUGAGUACAAUGCCUACGCUUACUUGUUUGACGCUUGAAUUUAUAAGACUAGAUGAUGAGAACCUAAACAAGGUGAACGAUUGCUUCCCAUCAUUACGUGUUCUUAACUUGAUAGGGGUCGGAGGACUUAAAGAACCCAAAAUUCAUCUGUUGCACCUUAAAAGAUGUCAAUGGACAAUGUCUAAUGCUCCCAGGUUGGUGACUAUAAUAGCCCCCAACCUUGUCAAACUCAAACUCCAAUGUGUGAAGCCAAGAGCACUCAUCAUUGAAGCUCCAUUGCUGUCUGAUCUCCACAUUUCACUUGAGAAGGCAAGUGACUUUAGAGUACAGGAGUUUUGUAAUCUGAAAAAUCUUCAGCUUGAAUCUACUGAUCUCCACAACCUUCUUAGCACACUUCCAUUUGGUAGAACAAUCAAAAAUCUAGCAGUAGAGUCACUUAAAAGGGUAGAUUCUAUUGAAAUGGAAACCCUUGAGGUAUUGUUCCGUAAAUUUCCUGAUUUGACUUCUCUUACAUUUGGCCCUGAGGCUUGGUCACAGCUGGAGAUGGUUUUUUGGCGACAAAGUUUGAAGAUUACAGGUCAGUCAAAGGGAUUGAAAGAUAUUACCGCAUAUUUAGUGUUGUAUGAUGUUGAGUUUACGCUGCAUUUAAUUUUGUUUGUCUUGGAGAAGUACGUUGACUUGUCAGAUAUGGCAUUGCUCAUCCACCGUAAUGUUGAUUCUAAUGAUGCUAUCAGCCUUUGGUCAAGUUGUAUGGCUCAUUGUUCAAGAGUGAGGUGGAGAUGGGGAACAUGGAAAGAAGGAACUCGAGAUGCUUGGAUUUCUGAUGGCAUCUAAUCUGGCUGUCCGAAUUGCCGAUCAUUGGAGUUUGUUAGCAUUUGGAUCCAGUGGAUCUGUUGUGACAAAUUUUUCAUUACCAUUUGUUGUUGACGUUGGAUGUCUAGUAGGUUUUAUAGUCUUAUACGGUUGUUCAUUAGCUUCAAUAUUUACCCUUUACCUGAAAUUUCCAUGAUCAUGUCGAGACGUUAGGUUUCAACCAACCAGUUGUUCAACUCCAAACCCAUGGUGUUGUGCCAGCUUUUCCGUAAAUGUACCCGCAUGUGAAUCUGUUCCAGUGUAUGAUCCAGUUGAAUAAUUGUUCAAAGUGAGGAAUGAAGAACGAAGAAACAAAAAGGUUGUGUGGUUGUUUACCUC
This is a messenger RNA of Ilex paraguariensis (yerba mate), 1786 nucleotides long. Lineage: Eukaryota; Viridiplantae; Streptophyta; Magnoliopsida; Aquifoliales; Aquifoliaceae. The record is from the annotation of a GenBank genome assembly.